GCUGCCAACAGACUUGGAUCAGAUUUGUAGAAAUGUGGAUAGGAGAGAGCGAUUGGGAAACCUGUAAACAUCGAAAUGGGUGGAGCAACAGCGAUAGCAGCGUUCGCAACAACAACAAUUUACAAGUCUCGUUGCUGGAACGAGGCGGUCAUCGAUCAGAUCAUCGAGGACGGGGAUACGUUUUACUGUGAAUCGUACAAGGACAUAAACACGGACGAUCGUCGGCUAUUGUCCAUACUGGAUUUGAAAAGAACCCUUUGUGUUCAGAAUAAAUUGACAGUGAACGUAAGCAUCGAGGAUGCUGCAUACGCAGGCACGUUUCGUUCGAGCGAACCCACAGGAAUGCACCUGGUGAAAGCUUUAGACUUAUUCUUCAAACGUCACAAUGCUGGAAUUCUGUCCUCGUCGGUAUUGAACGUGGCUAUAUGGAAGGAUACGAAAUACUACAACAUCUUUGACGGUCAGCCUAGAACGGAUAAUUGCGAGCCAGCUGCCGACGGAGUUAGCGGAACAGCGAAACUCUUUCUGGUCAAAGACCUGAUAGGUGUACUCUUCAUCAUCUUAGAAAAGAGCAAAGUAAAGAACGAGCCGUUCGUUCUCUACUCCAUAGAGAUCAGUGGAGUCGAUCAUUAUACACAACCGGUCGACACCGACAAACCGGAUAAGCCGGACACGAAACCACAAAGAAGACCGAGCGGUUACAAGGUGCAAGAAACUUAUCGAGCAGUGGUUCAAGGUUCUUAUCAUAUGACUCAUCCGGCGAUUCCGCAGCUUCUUCGUAGUCGAACCUACUUGAUCAUCGCACUGGCAGCCCUAGUUUAUUCUCGUCUGGUCAAUGCCAAUAAGUGGACCAGUGCCCUGAUCGACUUAAUUUUCAAUCAAUCAAAUAUCUACUUCGUGGAUCUGGUUCGCGUUCUCGAUAAAGACUUGAACGAUAACGAAUUCGAGCUACGCCUGGACGACAUCAUGGGUGACAUCAUCCUGGGCGCUUAUUCGGCGAAAGUGAAGAUCCGAACGAACGUUGUCCCAGGUUAUGGACAGAAGAAAGGUAAAAUGAGUAUCGACGUUGGUCUGCGUGAAUUCUUCGAGAGUCAAACAUGUGGUCUGCUAGAGAUGAAGGGUAUUUUUUAUGCCAUUUGGAGACACGACGAUACGUAUUACUUCAUGGACCCUUUUGCCUGCGACGACGAGGGUUUCAGAAGUGGAACAGCUGAGUUGGAUGGUCAUAUGAAGGAAGGCGAGGCUGCAUGCGUGACGAUGAACAGCUCGAUCAAUCAAAUGAUGGAAACGAUUAUAGAGAACACUGGCAGCAGAGACAGGGAUCCCUUCGUGAUACACGGUCUCAGGGUUCUGUACGUAAAAACUGGCACCACUCCAGGUGGUCCUUUAGAGAAGGUGAUCUACCGAGAGAAAGGUACGAAUCGCAGACCGCAGCCACCACCGACUGCCCCGCAAACGGACACCAAGCUUGACGAGGAGAUCGACAUGAAGCCGAGGAUACGACCUUCGAUGGACAAGAUGAGAGAUUUGCAGGUCCAGUGUCCGGAUCUGAUGAGAGACGCUGAAUUGUACACGAUGACGGAAGACGAGCCUCGAACUUACACGAUCGUGGCACCUGAACCGCCAAAGGAACCUGAGGAAGAACUUGACGAAGAGGAGGAAGAAGAGGAAGAGGAAACUGAGAGAGAAGACGAAGGACUGACCGAAGACGAAGACGAAGACGAAGAAAGACCGGAAGAGGAAGUUCCCGAACCUGUGCCAAUACCAGUCAGAGGCUACAGACUGAUCAAUCCUAAUCGUCUGGUUCUUCAGGGAUCAAAGAACUGUUUGGACGAGAGUUUUGAUUUAGUAUCGAGGGGGAAGCAAGGGUUAAUAACAGCCUUGACAGCCAUAGCUUACAGUAAAUUGAAAGAACCUACUAAAUGGCGUAAUAUGGAUAUCGAUCAGGUCAUUGAAGUAGGUCACAAGACUUAUGGCGAAAUUGUGGAUUGGAUUCGAAAAGGGCGACCCGAGGCGAAAGAAAAAGAAAUAGAGGGAGAAGGAGAGGAAGAAGAGGAAGAGGAGUUGGAAGACGAAGGAGAACAGGAAGAACAAUUGUUACCUAUCCCAAGUCACAUGGACAUGACUAUGUUACCAGUUAGAUUGAAAUUAGGCGAGAAUGAUGUGUUCUACAAAACGAAGAUGAAGAUCAUCCAAGGAGAAGCCAAUCCUCUGGCCAACCUUGCUGAAGCUCUGGAAUGUUACUUUAAUCGUUAUCCGCAACUGGUGCUGGAAAACAAGAGAUUAAUGUAUGGAAUUUGGAAAGAGGGUACGACUUUCUUUCUCUUCAAUCCUUAUGGCAGUGACGAAGAAGGUUGGCGUCUUCGGGAUCACCCUGCUUCCUUCGCCGUGGUGGGAACUCUGAACGAAUUGAUCGAUCUCCUUUACGGUAUCAUGGAGUUCAAUGACCCAUCGUUCAUUAUCCACUUCGUGGGUCUGGAUGCCAUUCAGCCUGGGUUAUAUGCUUCUGAAGAACCUAUCGAGCUUCCUGAAGAGUCAAUGAUAGAACAAUUUAAAACAAAGUUUUUGCCAAUUACGGAUGAAGAUUUGUCGAAAUUGGAGGCAGAGCUGGAGGAACCAGAAGUGGAGAUACAGGGUGCUGAUACUAUAGAAAUGGACGAGGAAGAGGAAGAGGAGGAGGAAGAGGAAGACGAGAGACGACGUCGUAAAUUCGUGGUUGCAGAAACAGAGAAACCUAUAAUCGAUCCUCUCCUAGAAGUAAAGGAACAGGAACAACCUGAUGCUCCAUACCGUUUGAACUUAAUUUUGUUAACUUCUAAUAUGAAGAUCUUUGAAGAAAGCGAAGAGGAUUUGAAGAAAGUACACGAACAGAUAGCUUUAGAAAAAUUGAAAUAUGAUCAUCCACCACCUUACGUGAUGCCUUCGAAUAAAACAUUGAUUAAACUUCUCGAGGCGAAACGAGCAAAGAGAUCAGUUCCAUCUUUGGUCUCCAGGUUCUCCAUUGAUUCUCGAUUGGACGUGAAGAAGAAAGGAGGUAUGUCAAUACUUAUGUCAAGAUCGACUACAAUGAUGUCGUUCGCUGCCAUAAAUGACGACGUUAGACCUUCGAAGAUGAUCAAACUCUCUCCAAAGAGAUAUUUGUAUUCAAGAAUUCUUCCAAUUUGUUUGAUGCCUCUGAGAGCCAUCAAUGAUAUGUACAUCCAAGAUCAAGACCGCGAGAAAGCUAUGAAAGAAGAGUUAGAGAAGGAAAAUGAAGAUAAGAGGGAUGACUUCGUUGGUGAAGACAUACCGGAUGUACCCGUAGGAGUUCGUAUACGACCGCAGUUAAUUCCUCUUGGACCGACUAUUAAAACACCGAAUCUAGAGAAGAGAACGAUUACUUGUCUGGAGAAGAAGAAACGGAAAUGUUUGUUAGCUAAAGGGGACGAAGGGGAUGGUUUGAUAGAAAAGAUUCUUUGUAACACCGAGGAUCUAUUGUUGGAAUUGUUCUUUCCGGGCUUCAAGGUGAAGGAUCAGCCACCAGUUGAUGAUAAAAACGAUGUUAUAUCUAAAGCUUCGAAGAAAACAUUGGCGGCUUCUACAACUACGAUACGAAAGAGUACUGCGAGUACUCAGAAGAAAGGAAAACGGAUGCCAGAUGCGGCUCGUUUGGAAGUUAUCGAAGACGGGAUUCGAAUACUCCAAGGAAACAUGUGUCUGGAGAAUCGCGCCGCAAACGAAAUGUGUCACUUCAAAUCCUGCUUCUUCUCCGCGCUGCUUUGCGUUCUGGCAAAAAUUAAACUAGAUCCAGAUCACUUCCGCCCGAGCACUCUCGAUCAGCUAAUCUUUCUCGGCGACAAAAUCUAUCAGCGAACCGGAAGGCUUCGAUACAAACCGUACCGAUGGUUUCAGCACGUCGAGAUUCUUGAUAUGAUUUACAACGCGAUUACGAAGCAGUCUGUUUACGGGGAUCCGGAGAACUGCGAGGAAGACGAGUUAUCAUUCAUGCUGGAAUAUUACCUGGAGAAAGACAAGACAGGAAUUCUCGUGUUUUCAAAUUGUUCGUACGCUUUCUGGACCGCGAACGAACGAUAUUAUUUGUUCGAUCCUUACGCGUGCGACGAGAAAGGAAACGCAAGCGAAGAAGGUUUCUGCUGUCUGAUGGAAUUCUGUGAUCUGGCCGCGAUGUUGGAGAAGAUCGAACGCAACAUCGGAAAGAACAUCAAGAAACCCUAUAGAAUUUACACGGUCUGCAUAGGUCACAUGGAAUCCAAAAAACGUAAGAAGAAACGAAAAAAGAAGAUAGUCCGUUGCGUGGAGAAGAAAACGGAGCAAGAGGUGCGCGCCGAAGAACCACCCGAAAUGGAACUAUCCAGCGAAUCGGAGGUCUCUUUAAUCGAACAAACAGAUUGGGUAAAGACAGAGUCAAAGACAAGUCUAGUUUACGAUAUGACCAUUGUUGGUUUUUCUCCUAUUAAACAUUACAACGCUUCGAUGCUCGAUGUGAUCGUUCUGGAGAACGAAAUCACCACUCCGUCGUUAGCACCCUUUAAGAAGUCUUCUUUGAGAUUGACGAAAGACAUGGACGAGUUCGAAGCAGUUAAAUUAUUGGUCAGAAGGAAGGUUUACGAUAGGAAGUUCAAACCUCACUCAGCAGUCACGACACCAUUGGAUCUCUGUGUUAUAGCGUGGUCCUUGAUCCAUGAUCCAAUUACUUGGUCUGUGAGGACAGUGAGAGGGUUGUUCGAGGCUAGCCUAGAUUAUACCUUUGAUAGCAUUUUAGCUACUGAAGAUUCAACCGUUUCCGAAAUGACUGAUGGUUUGUUACCUGAAUUCGAGAUAGCUAAUUACGUCUUCAGGGUGGUUUUCGUUCCUCUCCAUUACGGAACACUAUAUUCUACCGAAGGUUGGAACCUCUCCAUGUCUUUGCAGAAGAUAUUCGAAACUCCUGGAUACACUGGAGUGGUCAUAGUUUGCGGGGAUGCUCAUGUAGGAGUGACGAAGAAGGACGACAACUGCUUUGCUUGGUGGACAAUCAGAAAGACGAAGACCUUGAGAUUCGUCACUUCCACAGAUAUGAAAGAGUUCUUGAAGUUGAUUGUCAAAGAGAUCGAUCAGCCUAAUGAGACAACGUUCGUAAUGAGAGUGAUCACGGUGUCCUAUGCUCAUAAAGUAGAUCCUGAUUGCAGCGACACCAAAGGUCUUCACGAACCUGUGGUACCAAGCGCUUCUUUGCCGGAAGUUCAUCGAAUGCCCGCUGAACCUUACGAUCUUGAAGCUAUAUUCAGACCUACAGUGCCGGAUUCUAAACCGAUCUUCAUACUUGGAUCGGUUGCUUUGAGUAACAGGGAUGCUGUGACAGAGCCAAAGGUCAAGAGAUGUUACUUCGUCGCUGUUUUAGCGGUGAUGGUGAAGAGGGACAUCGUUCAAAGCCCCAUGCCAGGGAUGAUAGAUAAGAUUCUUGAAGUGGCCGAGUCGGUUUACAGGGAAUUUUCGGAACCGAAGUUUCAUAUAGAACACAUUUUGCGUAAUGUUACCGUGAUGAACAGGAUCUUUGAUUUUCGCGAUUGUGCCUCAUCUUUGAUAACGCUUACGUUUAAUCCUCGGACCUUGAGGACUGAUUUUUAUGUUCAGGUAAGAAAGCACUUGAGAAGAUACUUUAAAUCGUAUUCAAGUGGAAUUAUACAUUUCACGAACUGCUGUUAUGGUUUCUGGUACUCGAGAGCAACAAACGCUUAUUAUUACGUGGAUCCUUAUCAAUGCAACGAAAAAGGAAGAAAAGUAUCAAGCGGUGGAAAAGCCUGCCUCUGCAUCUUUUCAACAGUCUGUCAGAUGGUGAAGAAUAUGUGUCUGAACCAGUUUGAAGAAACAACAGGUUUCUUUAUUCAUCAACUUCACGUGGACUCGGUAAACGUACCACCAUUCAAGACCUUCAAGGAAGAUCCAAUGUGGUUGUACCUGGAUUACCAUUGGAACUUCAGACACGCUCCAAACAUCGUGAAAUCUCAUACUAAGAAGAGGAAGAAAGAAGCCGAGGAGGGCGAUGAAACAGUGAAACAAUUCUGGAACAAUUAUGCUGUCGAGGUGUCUAAUCUCAUUUAUUCAGCUUGGGGCACUAUUGGUUCCUACGAUUCCAGAUUCGGUGAUCGUGCUGGGAAGAAUCAGGCUGCCAUUUGCGUGGCUGUGCUAGCCAUGCAGUACCUAAGUCAUCCGUCAAGAUGGGGUCCAGCCAUAUUGGACUCGGCAGUGAUUUGUGGAGAUUCUUAUUACACAGAAAGCUUGAAAAGCUCGAUGAAAAAAUAUACCAAACAUUUCAACAGAUUCAACCUUCAAGCCUGUUUCAAAAUCUUCCCUCAUUCGUGGACCAUUCAAUUUAGGGAGAGCAUCUGUGGCAUUCUCUAUGGUACCAAAAACCGAAUGACACUAGCUACUGCCCUAGUAUUAGCUUUCCAAGAAUCACCAAAUGUUCUGAUAGAAUGUAACAAAAUCACGUUGGCAGCCUUGGCAGCUAAGGAUGGAUACUAUGUAGCAGAUCCUUGCUGGGUUGGACCACCUCUGUUCAACAAGGACCACGGAGCCAUUUACGUACUCCGUUGCAGAAACAUGAAUUCCUUGGUCUACGCGGUGGUAAAGAUGUUAAACACCAAUCAGAGACUGAAUUUCCGUUUGACACCUGUUGUGUUCACGUUCGAACAAGAAGAUUUCAACUUCAUGGACAACAAGACUCGCGAAUCGAAGAGAAAGGUCCUCCUAGAACCUGUUAGGAUUACUCCAGGAAAAGUGGACGAACCUGGUCCACCGAUACCUGGUGCCCAUACCACACCUGAAGGAGAUUCAUAUCUGUCGUACAAUAAGAACUUCACUUUGGGUAAAAUGAAAAGCCACGAGCUGGAAAAUCCUGAAUGGCCUUCCGUGGAACCAGUCCUGGAAGAGGAAAACAGAACCAGCAUGCAUGUCAGCACUACUUGGCACAUUAAUUUCGGCCAGGCUGCACCCUUGGACAGGGCCACGCCUGUGUUCGAUCCUCAGGCCUUCCAACACGUACCUGAAGAGUGCGAGAACCGUGUCGUCGAUUCUUAUGAACCUCUUCGUCCGGUUCAGAGGUCGGUCACCGACUUCCUGACUGCCUGUAACGAUUAUCCUAGAGUGCUAGAUUUCGCUGGCAAUCGUGUUGUCACGCAAGGACCACCGCUCCAUUGUACUGCUACUCGAAGCUUCCUUACGGAAACAGCUCGCGAAGAAUUCCGUUCGUACACAGCGGAUAUGGCUAAGAAUGUCUACAAGACAUAUAAACAUCGACUUCCUAAACGUAGUGUACACAGCGUCACUAAAUCAGUGAGUCAGAAAAUCGGUGGUGGUGAAUAUCCUUCGGCGACAGGCAUUCAUACGAUCACCGAAGAGGAGGCGGAAUCGUCUAUCAGAGAUUCGCCUGAUACAGGAAGAGAAACGGAAUACGAAACGAUGACGGAAGCAGACGAUGAUGCGGAGGAUGAAGCGGAAACCACUGCGGACGAGGAUUAACAAACUGAUUCCUACGGAGAUCGCUGGAUAUCUCAAAUGUGGGUCUCAGGAGUAUCAGACGAAGGAUCAGAAACUAUGAUGCACGUCAAAUGAAGGGGGUGUUGUUUUUCUGCCUGAGGUGACUUACCCCUGGACAGUGUCAUGCCUAGAGUACGGAAUCGCAAGGAAAUAUGCGAAGUCGCCCUCAACCCCGUUACCAGCCUUCCAUCCGCCCUCCUACUUCGCUGCAUGCAGACGAGAGGACGAAACUCGAUUUUCCUCGUAAUCAGACCGAAGUGCCGGCGUUGCACACAGCCAGGAUGUUAAAAUUCAAGACAAGGAUGCAUUUAAAGGUUACGGUAACGUGGACGCUUAUUGUUGGCGAUUCGUUAAACUGUAGACAUUCUCAUCGACGGGGUGCAUCAAAUGCAUUUACAGAUCCAAAAGGCACCCAAGUACUAGCAGCAAAAGAAAGGAUGGCAUUGUGGUUCUCGAGAAGGAAUACAAAAUGAACUGUACUACCCAUUCUUCUAAUAAACCAAUUUCUAACAUCUACAAAGAAGAUGGACGAAAGGAUGCCCACCAAAAAGUUUGAUCGUCUGGACAGUUGGGAAGCUCGUUGAAGAAGCUCUUCGGACGGCAAUCUCGGUGAAACGGUCACAAAUCUUCGUAGAGAUUAAGGUCGAUUUACAGGCCAGUAAAUCAACUCAUCAUCCACGCUCCUGUCCCAUCCUUGGAUUUACCCCUUUUUCAAGACGGAUCGCUAAGGUUCGAUCUCGUCUGGAGAUCGAUAGGGAAGCGUAUCGUCGUCUGGUCGUGCGACGAACCUGGCAAAUCGGUUUUGCUGUCCCGAUGAUGGCGUCGGAAUCGAGUUACGCAAAAUGGAUUUCGCGUUAAAUAACCGUCGCUCGUUUCUCGUUGGACGCGUACCGAUGCUUUUCGUCCUACUUGCCGCUUAUUAUGAAACACUACUAGCGAUCGAAACGCGUAAUUUCGUCGCGCUGUGUAAAACGAGAGACCGUCAAUUUCGACAUCCAAGAAGAUUCGUCUGAAACUUGACGAUUGGUGAAACAUGUUGCUAUUUUAUUUCUCAAUCCCUUCGCGUAAAGUAGUAGGUACAAUAUUGAUGCUAUAUAAAUUCCAAAAAAGCGAAGUUAAUUAUUCUGUCCUUUGAACGUUUCAUUUAAAAAAUUUUCCUUACAAUGGGACUUUUCUUAAGGAAACCUAUCGCGUAGAUUCGGUAUAAUGUAACAGGAGGCGAUACGUUCGAUAGAUUGGAAAGUUGGUCAACCAAGUAACGUUCGACUGAACAAAGAUCACUGUCGAGCGGCAUUUAUCGCGAUUCUCCGUGUGUUUGUUUCUUUACAAUAGGAACGGUUUAUAACAGCUCCGGUAGCUGCGUUUCCUUCCACUUGUUCAAGAAGUUUCAUGCCUCCGUUGCUGCCAACAACGAUCGCGUUGCGACGUCGAGCAUUUCUGUUGCAAAAGCAACGGCCCCACGGUUCGUUAAACCGUAACAAUUAAACCGGGAACAGAACUUUCGAGCUCUCUGUUCCUGAUUAUUAACGAUCCUGCGUAAACGACUCGUCCCGUCCCUCUAGAUGCUAACAGAAUUUUCAAUUUACCCUAAUAUUUGCCUUCCUUGUUUUACCUGCUGCCAGUAAAUGGAACGCUUCAUAACGGAGGGCUGUGGCUCGAAUGCAACCUCGGGAGGGUGCAAUCGAAUUGAUCGAAGAAAAUACCAACCCUUAUGCUACCAACCAUGUUAAACGAGCGAAUUUGUAUUAAUGAAUUAUUUGAACGGAGUUGAUUAAAGAAAACAGGGCUUCUGAUUUUUCGUAAACAUUCUACCUUUUAAUAAUACUGCUUUAUUAAUGCAGUUAUCUAUUUUCAAAUUUACUAGUUAGUCUCCUGUGAGCUUAAUUGGAUUUUUAUAUUAGGAGAUUCUAAUUAUUUCCGACGGCAAAACACGUAAACCGUGCAUAGGAUAUUUUACGAUUGGUCGACGUCAAAAUUGAGACAUCCAACUGGAAGUAACCUCGCUCGUUCGAGAUAUUUAUCUGGCGAGUCCAAUCUUGGUUCGAGCGUGAAAUUAUGAUUCACUGUCCAGGCCAAAGAUGUAAACACGACCCGAAACAUUAUCGUUAAGCCCACGCAACGGCAAGGGACGCGAAAGUGGACGCAAUUGGAUCCGACGACGCUUGUUGCGGCGUCAUUUUGCGCGGACCGACAGCCUGUGUUUUCCCGUAAUAACCGCGUGCACGUUUUUCCAUGUUGCCCGUGCGAUGAAUGUUGACAUUAACCGUUCGUUUCUUCGACGAUCAGGAACAAAAUAAACUCUGCCACACGCGAUUCUAAAAAUUAUAGACUGGUUCGAGUAUUUUUG
Osmia bicornis bicornis is the source of this 9865-nucleotide messenger RNA. RefSeq lists its product as uncharacterized. The record is from RefSeq and is a predicted model, not a curated record. The transcript has 10 exons. Bases 76 to 7500 code for a protein of 2474 amino acids. NCBI's taxonomy places the organism in Eukaryota, Metazoa, Arthropoda, Insecta, Hymenoptera, Megachilidae.